UGGAUGCUCCUUUCUCAGUAGUCAUGGCUGGUGAGUAGAGUCAUAACCACCUCCUAGUAGUAGUGAAACGUACAUGGACGCGGAUACUUAAAAGCGAUUGUGUAAUGUUGAAAUUAUCGGGAUUCUAGGGGUUUGAACACUGCGCCAUUGAACAGAAGCCGGGCUGUUUGUUCAAAGAACGAAGCACGUCUCGAAGCCCGAGAAUACACCGUGCCAUACCGCAUUCACCUACGCCAAGUAUUUAUCUAUCCUAUAUGAAGCCAGCAGUUCAUGUCAUAGAAACUGCUUCAUUUCAGCUCUAUAGCUUAUCGCUGCAGCCCAUCGCGAAAAGCUCCAGCGGCUAGAUCACAUCCUCAUACUCUUUGCAUCAUUGUAAUGGCCGCUCAAAACAGCAACCAAAAUGGCUCUAAGCCAAAGUAUACUAGGAUCACGCAGCAACCGGAGAAUCCCUUCGCAUCUCUGAUCCCGGAGCAGCAGAUUGCCGUCAUACCUAGCUUCACACUUGAAUCAGGCGUUACGUUGCACAAUGUGCCAUUGGCCUACACAACGCGUGGGAAACUAUCUGCCAAUGCAGAUAAUGUCAUGGUGAUCUGCCACGCUCUGACUGGCUCGGCCGAUGUGAGCGACUGGUGGGGGCCACUUAUGGGCGGUCCUGGCCGUGUUUUUGACACGUCAAGAUUUUUCAUCGUGUGUAUGAACAGCCUCGGCAGUCCGUACGGCACUGCGAGCCCAGUCACCGCUAAAGAUGGAGAUCCGGAAAAAGGAAAUUACGGCCCUGAGUUUCCCCUGACCACCAUUCGUGAUGAUGUUAAUCUACAUAAACUACUUCUCGACGACUUAGGUGUGCGGCAGAUAGCCGCGGUUAUAGGUGGCUCUAUGGGAGGUAUGCUUGUUCUCGAAUGGGCAUACUUUGGCAAGGAUUACGUCAGGUGCAUUGUACCCAUCGCGACCUCAAGUCAACAUAGUGCAUGGGGGAUUAGCUGGGGUGAAGCUCAGCGUCAAAGCAUAUAUGCCGAUCCGAAAUAUGAGGAUGGAUACUAUUCAUUCUCAGACCCACCUGCCACUGGUUUAGGAGCUGCUCGAAUGGCAGCUCUUCUUACAUACCGAAGCCGGAACUCAUUCGAGGCUCGAUUUGGGCGAAACAUCCCGAACCCAGCCAGACGCCAAACAAUCCUUGAAACGCCGCCUCCAGCCACGCCAUCCGAGGCUCAUUUCCAGAUUCACAACGAUGGACAUAAAACAAAGAGGCUCUCAGCUAAUGCUAGCCGAACCAACACGCCCCAACCGUCUGAUUCGAACGGUACUGGUGUCCGGUCCUUAGAUCCACAGUUCUCAGGUCCCAAAACAGACAGCUUGACUGGAGGAGAUUCUCUCCCUUCUUCGACAUAUUUUUCAGCCCAGUCUUAUUUACGAUACCAAGGAGAGAAGUUUGUGAAACGUUUUGAUAGCAAUUGUUACAUUGCUAUCACGAGGAAGCUCGACACACAUGACGUUUCUCGGUAUAGGGCUGAGAGCAUAGGGGAAGCGCUAACCCUAAUUGAGCAGCCGACGCUGGUUCUGGGAAUUGAAAGCGAUGGGCUUUUCACCUUUGCCGAGCAAGAAGAACUGGCAAAGCAUAUCAAGAAUGCGAGGUUGGAGAAGAUAGAUAGCCAAGAAGGUCAUGAUGCGUUUCUGCUUCAAUUUGAGCAGGUCAACAGAUACACACUUGAGUUCUUGAACGAGCUGUUGCCAGACAUCACGAGCAAAGGCGGCGACCAUGUCGAGGCUGCAAGUGUUGGACAAAUCCUGAAGUCCAGCACUUUCGGGGAAGCAGAGGUUGAGGACAUAACUGCAUGGUAAUCUAUUAGGACACUAACACGGUUUCGACGCAUUAUAUGACGACAGAGAACUUCGGAUAAGCUCAGUGAUAGCAUAGCCUCCUAGGUAUCGAUAUUGCUGCUUGCUAAAGAGUGAAAGAAAAAGCCACAUUCAUCUCAACAUUGUACAUCGUAGCGCUUCUUGAUUAAUACCCUAGUAUAGUGAGGCUGUUUUGACUGGUUUGAUCCAUACUGCCGUAUAUUGUACUGUAUUGUCAAGUUACUUUUGCAGUUGUCCAAUGGAACGGUAUGUCUGGUUCUUCAGUUUCCAGAAGUUUUCCAAGAGUGCAUGCAUGCACAGAUGGCUAAAGCAAAUCAGGUGAGCGGGGCUUUCUCGGCUAACAUACUCAUAGAACCAAGUACCU
Molecule: messenger RNA, 2221 nt
Organism: Xylaria bambusicola
Lineage: Eukaryota; Fungi; Ascomycota; Sordariomycetes; Xylariales; Xylariaceae
Product: homoserine O-acetyltransferase
Exons: 3
Coding region: 376-1839 (487 amino acids)
Biological process (GO): L-homoserine metabolic process
Molecular function (GO): homoserine O-acetyltransferase activity
Source: RefSeq, a predicted model, not a curated record